ACGUCGAUAAGUGGAUCAAGAGGCAUCAACAGGAGAAAUUAUUCAAGCUGAUGCAAGCAACCAUACUUGCAUUUAAGUUCAACCCUGCAUAUUCAUAACUCCGUACGCUAACACAAAAAAAGCAUCCAAACUCAAUCCUCUCACCUCCACCUCACGUUCCUUCCCCGGUUGCCACCAUCACCAACCCUUUCUCUCGACUCCUGAAAUCAAAUUCCAUUAUGCAACUCCAUUUUCAUCAUCAUCAUCCAUGGCCCGUAUCUAAUCUCUCUACCUUCUCCCAUUCCCUCCCCAUACAUCUAAUUCCCUCUUCUUAAGACAUGACUCUUCCUUAUGGUUUACCAGCAAAUAGACAAGAGACACCCUAGUCCUGCUAUUUGUUUUGUGUUAUGUGCACAGCUAUGCAGUGACAUGGAACAAGGAGAGGGAUAAGAACAGGCGUAUGAAUGAAUCAACUACGAAUCAGCUUAACUCAAGUGAAGACUUUCUUGGAAAACUCUUGGUUUAGGACGACCACCAGUGGGUAGAAGAACCUGAUCUUUUGGCUAUCUUGACACUCUGGUUUGGUUUGGUUGGAGCAGCACUUUUGUUACAAAGAUAGUGAAAGAGAUUAUGGUUUCGUUAUGUUACUGAAAAAAAUAUUGGAGUAUGAGAUUUGGAAGAUCAAGAAGCUGCAUCUAACGGUAAUAUAUUCUAAUUAGCCAUAAUGAUAAAUUGAUAAUCAACAUUCAUAAUCUUACCUUAUGUAAAUGUCAUCAAAAGUUUCAUAAACUGGAAAGUAGCCGUUGGAUCAUUGGAAAAGAAAAGGAAACAAAAGAGAAUACAAAUAAGUGAAAGAUGUGCUGAAUCUUUUUGAAAUAAGUCAAAUCCUUGUUCUUAGAUUUUCACAAUCUUUUUGUAAUCUUUCUUCUCUCUUUAGAAAAUCUGUGAUGAAUCCUAAAAGAUGUGCUGCUUGCAGAUAUCUGAGAAGAAGAUGUCCAAAAGAUUGCGUUUUCUCACCUUAUUUCCCUCCAAACAAUCCUGAAAAAUUUGCAUGUGUCCACAGAAUCUAUGGUGCUGGAAAUGUUUCCAAAAUGCUUCAGCAACUUCCUGUUCAGACAAGAGCUGAAGCAGUGGAAUCUUUAUGCUUUGAAGCAACAUGUAGAAUUGAAGAUCCUGUUUAUGGAUGUGUUGGGAUGAUUUCUUUACUCCAGACUCAAAUCCAGAAAACUGAAAGUCUUCUGGCUAGAACUCAAGCUGAGAUCACUGUUGCUCAAAUCAAACAUAGCCAAAACCAACAUUCUGAGUUUAUGUAAUAUCUCAGUUUCAUCUAAUAAAAUUCCAAAUAAAAAAAAUCUCUUCUACAUCUCUUUUGCUGAUUGCGUCUCUACUCUCUUGUACGCAUUUGUAUCUAAAGGUUGCUUGUCUCAGGAAGAUAUCGAUAAAAUUUUGUGUAAAAAGUUCAUGUUCUGUC
Brassica napus (rape) is the source of this 1450-nucleotide messenger RNA. Its product is annotated as LOB domain-containing protein 24. Lineage: Eukaryota; Viridiplantae; Streptophyta; Magnoliopsida; Brassicales; Brassicaceae. The transcript has 3 exons. The coding region runs from base 927 to 1292 and encodes 121 amino acids. The record is from RefSeq and is a predicted model, not a curated record.